UCAUAAAGAUUGAGAAAUAUAUAGAACAUCUAUCUAUUUUAAUUUGGUAUCAAUAGCCACUAGAUUUAUGGAUUCUUCAUCCUUCUUAUCAUACACAUAUCCACAAUAUCAUCAUCUUGGUUUCAAUGAGAAUGACACUGAGGACAUGCUUCUCCUCAAUGUCCUGUCAGAAGCUAGACAAAAUUCAUCUAAUAAUCUCCAUGUCAAUAAAGAGAAUGAAGGGUCACUAAAAGAAGUGGCUAAUUAUAGAGGUGUAAGGAGGAGGCCAUGGGGGAAAUGCGCGGCGGAAAUAAGGGAUUCCACUAGAAAUAGCGUUAGGGUUUGGCUUGGAACAUUCGACACUGCUGAAGAAGCUGCAUUGGCUUAUGACCAAGCAGCAUUCGCGUUGCAUGGGACAACGGCGGUGCUAAAUUUUCCCGUGGAGAUGGUGUAUCGAUCGUUAAUGGAGAUGGAGUGUGGAUUUGAAGAAGGAUGUUCACCUGUUUUGACUUUGAAAAAAUGGCAUUCUAUGAUGAAAAGGGAUAAUGGUAAGAGUAAUAGUAGGAAGAAGGAGGAAAAAGAGUUGAGCUCUGAAAAUGUAUUGGUUCUUGAGGAUUUAGGUGCUGAUUAUUUGGAGGAAAUUUUGAGGUUGUCUGAAAGACGUUGUGGAACAAGCAUUCACACUGAGGCGGAUUCAUAA
Molecule: messenger RNA, 679 nt
Organism: Lycium barbarum (goji berry)
Lineage: Eukaryota; Viridiplantae; Streptophyta; Magnoliopsida; Solanales; Solanaceae
Product: ethylene-response factor C3-like
Exons: 1
Coding region: 68-679 (203 amino acids)
Biological process (GO): ethylene-activated signaling pathway; regulation of DNA-templated transcription
Molecular function (GO): DNA-binding transcription factor activity; DNA binding
Source: RefSeq, a predicted model, not a curated record